AAAAAGAAGACACCCACUUUGGAUUUUACUGUACCAAAUGAGGUAAACGAAACGUACACUGAGAUAAUCUGACUACUAGAAAUGAAGUGUUUGGUUGUGUUUUGUAUGCUGGUCUUUGCGACUGCAGAGACAUCAGCAUCCGACUCCACUGAAUGGCAUUUCAUAACAACCAACAACAAUGGUGACAAAGUGCACGCCUCCGUGGGCCUGAAUCGACGCAGCAUGCUUCUCAUACCAGACGCCGUCAAUCGUCCAGGGAGAUGCAUCAAGAGAACCAUCAACCAGCACGACUUUGAAAAGCGCUUGGUUGCCAUGAAGGACCCUGUAAAACGAGAAUGUUGGGUGAAACCGCUCGGGAAAAGGGAGACAUACGAAAAUGUCAAGAAGAUCAUUGAGACUGGGAAUGACAUGCUGCAGCAUUCAGAACACUGGACUAUUCCGAAACGAUCUCUGGAUAAGGACCAGGUGGAGAGAGAAGUCGGAAGUCUUCUCUCAGACUUCUGUUCUGACUCAGAUGUCUACAUGCUCAAGAGAGAUAAACUAGAUAGUUUAAAAUCAAAGCUGAAAAAGGAGGGAAGAGAAUUAUGUGUUGGCUUGUGUGGGGACUGUAAGGUGAUUCCCAAGAAAGAGCUAUAGAAUACGCAGCUGAAAUGCCGAAAUUUGUUCCAGUCUGGCCAACAACAUGGAUUAAGACACAUACGAUGUUUGAAACUAAUACAGUUUUGAAGUAGCAA
This is a messenger RNA of Gigantopelta aegis, 734 nucleotides long. RefSeq lists its product as uncharacterized. The coding region runs from base 82 to 636 and encodes 184 amino acids. The record is from RefSeq and is a predicted model, not a curated record. NCBI's taxonomy places the organism in Eukaryota, Metazoa, Mollusca, Gastropoda, Neomphalida, Peltospiridae. The transcript is spliced from 7 exons.